AUGGCUAUGGUCGAUAUUGCAGCUGUAUUCGAUUAUAGAAGAAAACUAUACUUUGAAAUUGGUGAAAAAAAUGUCAAGGUUGCUUUAUCGAAUGGAGAGGAUACCUGCUUUCUUCCAUACUUUCAAAGUUGUGCUACAGAGGAUUACCAUAACAUAUUAUGCACUAUUGAUAAAGUCGCCUGCGAAGCGAGCUCUCUAGCUGUUGCAGCGCGCUGUCUAGCUAGCAUUGCGGAUGUCUUAGGUACAAUGGCUGCCUCCGGAGGUGGUCUAAGAAGUGGACCUGCUGCUAACAAGUCAUGGAAACAAGCUUUUCGAUUAUUAGAGGAACUUAAAAUAAAUGAUGGAGUUACGGUCAUGGCAAAAGAAAGAAAAAAUUGGUUAAAGAGGCCUGAUCUAAUUAUACGAGCGGCUCGACAUUAUGAAGGAGCGGAGCAAAUCCUGAUAAGAAAGGCCGUAUCAACUGCAAGCAGGUUUGUUACUACAACACCACAAGAACUACCACCACUGAGCGAAAUCUGGGUCGUAGCUAGUAGUGGCGCUCGCAUAGAUCUCGCAGGAGGCUGGAGUGAUACACCACCUAUAACGUAUGAGCAUGGUGGUGCAGUUGUAAAUGCUGCUGUUACUAUCGACGAUAAGAGACCUAUUGGAGCUAAAGCACGAAGAAUAAGAGACCCAAUCAUUAAAUUGGUACUUAUCGGUGAUAGUAAGACUGUUAUCACUUGCGCUGAGAUCUCAGAUCUAGAAGACUACAAUAAGCCUCAUGCACCGGGAGCAUUAUUGAAGGCUGCUUUCUUAUGCACUGAAAUCAUUUCUUUCGCCUCAUCAACUCCCUUAAAACAACAGCUAUUAGAAAAGUAUUCUGGUGGUUUUGAGCUUCACUCUUGGGCCCAUUUACCACAGGGUUCAGGCUUAGGAACGAGUAGUAUUUUAGCCGGAGCCAUUAUGGCUUGUCUUUUCACUGUUUCCGGUAGAAAAUGUGAUAAUGAAUCAAUUGUACACUCGGUUUUAUACCUCGAACAAAUGCUUACGACUGGAGGUGGUUGGCAGGAUCAGGUUGGAGGAUUAGUAGAGGGUGUCAAGAUUUCUCGGUCGCCACCGAAACUACCGCUGAAAGUUAAUAUCACUAAGCUAGAUACAAAAGAAAGCUUUAUUACAGAGUUAAACAAGCGACUUUUGCUAAUAUACACAGGAAAAACGCGCUUAGCUAAAAAUCUUUUACAGGACGUAUUGCGAGGAUGGUACAGUAAGCUACCAGAAAUCCUUCCAAAUGUUCAUAAUUUAACUAGUAAUGCAGAGAAAUCUGCUAAAGCCUUUAUUGAUGGUAAUUUGGAAUUAGUUGGAAAUUGUCUCAAUGAAUACUGGCAUCAGAAAAAAAAGAUGGCUCCAGGAUGCGAGCCGGCUUUGGUAACUGAAAUUAUGACUGCUUUGAAGCCACAUUCAUAUGGACAAUCUUUAGCAGGAGCUGGCGGAGGAGGGUUUAUGUAUCUCAUUACAAAGGAAGGAAAUUCAAUAAGAGAAGUAAACGCUAUAAUUUCAAAAAUAAAGGGCACUGAAAAUGUUACCGUACAUCGUGGUACAAUAGAUCGUGAAGGUCUCAAAAUAUCUUACGAGCAGCAUAGAUGUGGAGAUUCAUGUUGA
This is a messenger RNA of Trichoplax adhaerens, 1638 nucleotides long. RefSeq lists its product as uncharacterized. Gene Ontology annotation, biological process: GDP-L-fucose salvage. Gene Ontology annotation, molecular function: ATP binding; fucokinase activity. The record is from RefSeq and is a predicted model, not a curated record. NCBI's taxonomy places the organism in Eukaryota, Metazoa, Placozoa, Uniplacotomia, Trichoplacea, Trichoplacidae. The transcript is spliced from 19 exons. Bases 1 to 1638 code for a protein of 545 amino acids.